Molecule: messenger RNA, 437 nt
Organism: Ambispora leptoticha
Lineage: Eukaryota; Fungi; Glomeromycota; Glomeromycetes; Archaeosporales; Ambisporaceae
Source: the annotation of a GenBank genome assembly
UCAUCAACAAACAAAACUAUAUUCAAUGCAUUCCAACACAACAAGCAACAUCCAACGAAUUUGGAUUUAAUGCAUUCCAAUCACAACAAGCAUUAACCAGUGUAUCUGGAUUUAACACACUCCAACCAUGCCAACAAUCAGAGGGAAUAGAAACAGCAGCAGUGAGAACCAAAGGCAAAGAACCUGAACUUUAUUAUGUCAACCUUUCCAAACAUCACAAGCAGCAACCAACGAAUGGAUUCAAUGUUUUCCAAGCACAACAAACAGCAACAUUCGAAUCCGAAUUUAAUGUUUACCAACCAACAAGCAGACUUGGAUUUAAUGCUUUCCAACCACAGCAAGUAACAACCAAUAAACCUGGCUCAAGUGAGACUUCUCGCCUCAAAAUCUACAAAGUAAAAAUUGUCGGACUAAGAAAAGCUUUUGGAAUUUUAUGA